AUGGAUUCCAGUCUGUCCGGUCUGUCGUCGCUCAAAGAUGACAGCCCCGCACUCUACAUCCAGCCUCACUACAAAGAGGCCUAUCGUCUCGCCAUCUACGCCCUCCUCUGCGGCGGGACCGAGGCCUACGAGGAGUUCCUACAUGCCGAGCAAAUCAGCCACUUCCUCUCUGAACAGGAAAUAGCGUUUGUCUUGGAGAACGCAGAGCUCCCGGCGGUAGAGGAGGAGGUUCCGGAGUUCAAAGGCCCGGUCCCGGAGGAGGAGGACAAUGCGGUGUCUACGUAUUUCCCCACGGAGUCUGACGAGGAGGUGCCGGACCUGGACCUGGGCUGGCCCGACGUCCCGCUGGAGGAGAAGGACACCAGCAUCAGCGUCCUGUUCAACCCUCCGAGACAAGACACGCCCAGCAUCAAGGAGGUGGUGGGGAAGCAGAUACAGGAGGCGCGGCAGCUGAUCGCGCUGACUAUGGACGUCUUCACCGAUGUGGACAUUUUCAAAGAGCUCAUCAGCGCCGCCUUGAGGGGAGUGGUGGUCUACCUCCUGUUGGACCAGACGCAUUUCAGCAGCUUCACCGACAUGUGCCACAAACUGGGGGUCUGCCUCAGCGACAUCAAGAACAUCCGGGUGCGGACGGUCCAGGGGCUGCAGUACCAGUGUCAGUCCUCUAUGAAGUUCCAUGGCGCUCUGGAGCAAAAGUUUAUCCUCAUCGACUGCAGGACGGUGCUCUAUGGGACGUACAGUUACACAUGGACCUAUGAGAAGCUGAACCUGAGCAUGGUGCUGGUCAUCACCGGACAGCUGGUCUCUUCCUACGACGAGGAGUUCAGACGGCUCUACGCUCGCUCCGUCGUCCCGCCGCUUCUCUCCCGUGAAAAAAUGCAUCCCACCCACUACCUGAACAGCCCAUCCUCCAGCCAGCUCUCUUUGCACCAACUCCACCUGAAAAACAAAGGCAUGAACGGCUACGGCAACGGCGUGAUGACAAGAGGCGUGAGCUUGCAAGACAGGCUGCACCACUUUCCGGAAAUGGGAAGUCUCGUACGGGGACACAGCUACGGAAGCGAUCUGCAAAAGUUCAACUCGGGGGCACGUCUGAGAAUGGGGAUGAAAGAUAUUGGACUUGAGAGACAUGGAAGUGCCCUGAGACAGAAGGAGUUUCAAAACAGAUCCACGCAACAACAUCUAAGGCAUCAAUCUCGCUAUGGAGCGGACCAUAAUCUCAUUCCGUUCAACUCAGAGACAUCCCUGAAUAAGUGGAAGUUGGAUGCUUACUUGAACGGUCCGCUAGAUCCCUCUAUGUCACCAGUUGGAUCCCCGUAUAGCAGCUACACAGGCCUAAACGAACUGCAAUCGCAAAAUAUCCACCUAAAAUCCAAGGACAUUCGGCAAAGGAUGGAAGAGACACGGCAAAAGAGGUUGAGUUUGCAAGAUUACGCCAAUUUACACCAGAGUCAGGAGUCGUUGAGGAAUAUCUAUUUGACGCAAGAAAGGCCGAAAGCAAAGUAUUUGUCGAGAGGAAAGGAGUCGAGACAGAGCGCAGCGGAUUUGGAGGAGAUGGCGCAUCAAAGCUACCUCAAGAAGGAGGCGGAGAAGGGGCUCCCGGAUGGGAAAAGAUCGGUAUCGCAUAAUGAUUUCAAAAGCAUGACGGAGAGGAAGUUGUUGACGUACAAUUGGCACGAUGCAAUGUCAAGGUCCACCUCAGAUCUGGAGGUGAAAGCGAACGAUCCGAGCGGAAAGAUUGGGCCUGGUUUGAAACACCAGAGACACAUGGAGUCGCUGACGGAAAUCCCAGAAGAGAAAGAAGGAGCUAGUCGUGUAAAUAGUUCAGAUUUGGUGCCACAGAAGGAGGAACAGACAAGAAAAGAUGACAAAGUUGUUAGUUUUGAAGAGAAGAGAGAUGCUGUGAAAGAGCGAAAAGGGUCUGCGGGUAAAAUUACAGAUGUUUUGGGUUCUGGAGUCAAGGAUAUUAAGAAAGUCCCGCAAAUGGAAGUAGAAAAUGGACCAAAGAAAUCAACACUAGAAAGAAAAGCGAACGAGGAAGCGAAGCCACAAGAUGCGUCGAGCUUGCAACGAAGAAACUCAGUCAAGUCCAAAGUGUCACCAGACGACAAGAAACCAGGAAAGAAAGAUUCACUACAGAGAAAGCUGUCUUUGAGGUCGCAAAAACUGUCUGGGUCGAAUCAAUCUCUAAGGACAGAAAGCUCAAUGGGUUCAACGGUCGGGAAGCAAGAACCAACACCCAAAAAGUCACAGAAAUCGCCAACGUCACCCAUCGAAGAGAAAACUAAGCUAGCAUUCAGUCGGUUUUCUCCUCAACGUUUAAGCAAAAGAAAAACAGAUGGAUCGCGAAGUGCACUCAACGACGAAGCUGCGACGGCGUAUGAAGCCAGGAAGGAGAAGGUGUACAGUCGGUAUGAGUAUUUGCUCGGGAGAGACGACAAAAGUUCUAGAGGAGCUCCCACAACGGACAGUGACAAAAGCUCGACAUUAGACCGGAAAAGUGACGGGAGUGCUCAUUCUCAAAGCACAGGGAUCGGACGCUUCAUGCAGAAACUUAUUGGGAACAAAACUAAGUGA
Molecule: messenger RNA, 2577 nt
Organism: Knipowitschia caucasica
Lineage: Eukaryota; Metazoa; Chordata; Actinopteri; Gobiiformes; Gobiidae
Source: the annotation of a GenBank genome assembly